Molecule: messenger RNA, 1607 nt
Organism: Nelumbo nucifera (sacred lotus)
Lineage: Eukaryota; Viridiplantae; Streptophyta; Magnoliopsida; Proteales; Nelumbonaceae
Product: auxin-responsive protein IAA12-like
Biological process (GO): regulation of DNA-templated transcription
Cellular component (GO): nucleus
Source: RefSeq, a predicted model, not a curated record
UUCAAACAAAACAAAUACGUUUCUUCUCUCCCUGCCUCUGUCUCCUAUUCGAGUCUGUGACUCUGUCCUUCCUACUCUUUCCCUUCUUUCUCUUUAAGCCUUAAAUUAACCCUCUCUCAAGCCCUUCAAAUCUCUCUCGGAAUGCAACAUCUCAGCUCUUGAGGUCUUCUUCUGCUUUGGCGUCUAAGCUGCUGUUUGAUCUCUGAGAAAAGUUCAAAUGGAAGGUGCUUUGGGGUUGUUGGGUGGUGGUGGUGGUGGUGGUGGUGGCGGGGGUUCAUCGGGAGGCUCGACAGAUGGGUCGAUGUCGACGGUGUCCAAGGCAGAAGUGGUGGAGCAGGACUAUGUGGGGUUGAUGUCUGAAGUGUCUUCCUACCCAGCUGAGGCUGAGCUUGAGUUGGGUCUUGGGUUGAGCCUCGGGGGUGCGGUGAAGUCCAAUCAUUGCCCCUGGAGGGAGUAUGGCAGAAUCCUGACUGCUAAAGAUUUCCCGUCUGUGGUUUCUCGUGGUUCUUCUGCCUCUUCUUCUUCGUCUUCCGGUAGAGCUAAUACGUCUGUGACUGCUAUCACUGGAACGAAGAGAGCUGCUGAUUCUGUUGCUCAGGAGGUUGGUCCGGCUAAUGGUGCCAGUCAGGUUGUGGGGUGGCCACCCAUAAGGGCUUACAGGAUCAACAGCUUGGCUAGCCAGGCGAAGGCGUCAACUGUUGAAGAAGAAGAUAGCACAGCUAUUGGGAAUGGUAGAAGUAAGGACUCUGCAAGAAAGAAUAUUAAUGGCACUAGCAACAAGAACAAUGGCAAUGUUCAAGAGAAUGGGCGCCUGAGAAGCUCCCUGUUUGUGAAGGUGAAUAUGGACGGACUGCAGAUUGGGAGGAAGGUGGAUCUCAAUGCUCAUGUUUGCUAUGAGACCCUUGCACAAACAUUGGAGGAAAUGUUCCACAGACCCACCACAACCGUCAAUGCUAUUCGUUCAAGUGGAGAGAACGAACAUGCAGUGAAGCCCUCCAAACUGUUGGAUGGAUCGUCUGAGUUUGUGCUUACCUAUGAAGACAAAGAGGGAGAUUGGAUGCUUGUUGGAGAUGUUCCUUGGGGGAUGUUCCUUAACACUGUGAAGAGACUUAGAAUCAUGAGAACCUCUGAGGCCAAUGGGCUUGCUCCAAGAUAUCCAGAAAAGGAUCAGAGACAAAGAAUCAAGCCCAUCUAGGUCCAUAAUUUUCCUUUUCUUGGUAAAACCCAGUAAGAAGAAGAAAAUCUACAGUUACAGUGAAAAUGCAAAGGAGAAAACAGAAAACCGAAGAUUCAAAGUAUUUUGUUCAGUAAAGAUCAGUCUUCCACCACUUAUUUGUUUGCCUUUUCUGUUAUCCUUUUUUUGACCCGUUUCCUGGGUAUCAUAGCCUUUUUUUUGUUGUAAGGCAUAUGUGUUUUAGUUUUCAGAAUCUCUUAUGUAGUGCCAUAAUGCACACUUAGCUGAAUUCUGCUUUCUCAUACUGUAAAUAUGGGACUGCUUGAUUUCUAGGGUUUUUUUGAGUUUUAUGCAACCUGAGUGGACUCAUGUUUCCUUUGUCAUGGUUUCUGAUGCUAAAGGUUUCCAUUAUGUUGUGAUUUCUUCUGUUACA